Messenger RNA from Rotaria sp. Silwood2, 741 nucleotides. The record is from the annotation of a GenBank genome assembly. NCBI's taxonomy places the organism in Eukaryota, Metazoa, Rotifera, Eurotatoria, Philodinida, Philodinidae.
AUGCUUGGUGCGAGUAGUGGUAGUAUCAGUGUCGAUUUACAAACUAUUCCUAAUGAACCGAUUCGUUUCAUGGCUGAUCCAACGGAAAGGAACCGCUUAGAAGAUGGAAUUAUUGCGUGGACCUGGAAGAAAUUUAUUGACAAUUCAAGUAAUCCAUAUGAACUUGUCCUCAUGCCUAUGACCAAGGCUAGUAUCCGCGCUAUGGAUGCUGUGCAACAAUUUGCAGCUCAACUGGGAAUUCCUGUGCCUGAGACAUUUGUCAUCAGUGGUGCUUCUAAGCGCGGAUGGACAACGUGGACAACUGCUGCUGUUGAUAAUGUGCGCGUCAUUGGUGCAAUACCUAUCGUGAUGGAUAUGGCCAAUUUUCAAAAGAGUCUUCAUCAUCACUUUCGUUCUUUGAAUGGUUGGACAUUUGCCUUCAAAGACUACUAUGAAUUGAAUAUCACUGUAUCUGUUGAUAAUUCAAACUUGCUCAAAAUGUCAGAGAUUAUCGAUCCAUACUACUACUUUGAUCGAUAUGCAAAAAUGAAAAUCUUGCAAAUACAAUCCAGUGGCGACGAAUUUUUUCUGCUUGACAAUGAGGACACAUUUUGGCAAGAACUACAAUUAGCUACGGGCGGUACUUAUCUCAGACGAUUACCGAAUGCAGAUCAUUCAUGUGCUGGUCAUGAGAUUAGUUUAUUUUGGACGAUGCGAAGCUUUUAUUUGACCAUCUACGAAGUUAGCAAGAUAAUUUUAUGA